Messenger RNA from Homarus americanus (American lobster), 2148 nucleotides. RefSeq lists its product as uncharacterized. The record is from RefSeq and is a predicted model, not a curated record. The transcript is spliced from 4 exons. NCBI's taxonomy places the organism in Eukaryota, Metazoa, Arthropoda, Malacostraca, Decapoda, Nephropidae. Bases 1 to 2148 code for a protein of 715 amino acids.
AUGACCGAAACUGUCAUGAGUCCUGAAACCCGUCUGGAAAGACAAGUUAAGCUUUUUUGGGAGCUGGAAAGUUGGGACACAGGAGCCUUGCAGUCAGCAGCUCAUUCACUUGAGGACAAAAGAGUGUUGAGGCUAUGGUCAGAGACAGGCAUCAAAACUAAUGGUCAUUACCAAUUUCCCAUACCGUUCCGUAAUGAGAACACGGAACUCCCAAACAACAAGGCCGUGGCGGAGCGUCGACUAGAUGGGCUUCGAAGGAGACUAUCCAAGGACACACGGCUGCGACAAGGAUACGUAGAGGAAAUAAAUAAACUGCUUGCUGAAGGAUAUGCUGAAUUAGUGCCUAAGUGCCAGUUGGAGUCAGAUACUGGACUGGUCUGGUAUCUGCCUCAUCACCCGGUGUUGAACCCAAAUAGGUCAAACAAAGUACCCAUAGUUUUUGACUGUGUAGCCAAACACAAAAGGACAUCGCUGAACGACCAGGUACUACAAGGUUCAGACUUCAACAACAAAUUACUUGGAGUCCUGUUUAGGUUUCGCAAAGGAACUACAGCCAUCAUGGCAGAUGUGGAGGUUAUAUACCAUCAAAUCUAUGUAGUGCCAGAACAUCGAGAUGCGUUAAGAUUCCUCUGGUGGGAGAAUGGGGACCUGAGUAGAGAGCCAGUAACUUACAGGAUGAAGGUGCACAUCUUUGGUGGGGUGUGGAGCCCUUCAUGUGCAACUUACGCUCUCCGGCGCACAUUCCAAGACCACAGAUCCGAGUUUCCCGACAUGGUGGCGCAAGCGGAAGUCAACUUCUACGUUGACGACCUGCUCAUGUCGCUGGACUCAUCAAAUGAAGCAUCAAUGUUAGUGUGUCAGCUUCGAAGACUGUUGGCGUGUGGAGGAUUUCGGUUAACUAAGUGGGCCAGUAAUCACAAAGGAGUGUUGGCUACCAUCCCACCGGAGGAGAGGCAAAAUGCACUGAAGGAAAUUGAUCUGAGGCAAGACAAAUUGCCAAUGGAGCGAGCCCUGGGGGUUAGGUGGCUCCUGGAAGGUGAUCAGCUCGCCAUCAAGGUGCAACCAAACUCAAAGCCAGCGACCAGGAGAGGAGUACUAAGCCUGGUCAGUUCUAUUUAUAACCCACUGGCAUGUGCUAAAGAAAUCAUCUCAGCACAGUUGCACACCUUCUGCGAUGCAUCGCAGGCUGCUUACGGUGCGGUGACCUAUCUGAGAAUGGUAGACUCUGGCGGAAGUAUCCAGUGCUCUUUCGUCUACGGACGGGCCAAGCUGGCCCCACUCAAGCAACUGACAAUACCAAGGCUGGAACUUUGUGUAGCUGUCGUGGCAGUGAACGCUGAUCGAACAAUUCGCCGAGAAAUGACCAUGACCAUACACGAAUUCUAUUUUUGGACGGAUAGCAUGCUAGUUUUGCAGUACAUCGCCAAUUCGAGCAGACGAUUUCAAACGUUUGUAGCCAACAGGAUAGCAGUCAUACAAGAGCUGUCAAGAACUGACCAGUGGAGACAUGUCGGCACAUCGCUGAACCCAGCAGAUAAUGCAACUAGGGGAUUACCUGUCGUGGACCUGGUUGCAGGAUCUCGGUGGAUACGAGGUCCUGACUUUCUACUCAGUGUUGAAGAACGGUGGCCAAAGGGAAAGGAACUGCCAGCAGUUUUGAACGACUUACUGGAGGUGAAUCGAGAAGUACACCAGAGAUCUGUAGUUGCUCUGGCAGUGAGCGAGCAGUCAAAGUGGUCCCUCGCCAAACUGUGGCUCAGUACAAGGACCGCAGACCUGCGCCUCAAACUGAAGAGGCUAAGCACUGAGGAACUACAGUCGGCUAAGCAGACAAUUAUAAAAUUGGUGCAGAAAGAGGUUUAUGAGAAAGAAAUCCAAACUGUCAUAAAGGGUGAGCUGCCGAAGGAAAAUAAGCCACAUAAACUGGAACCUUACUUGGACGAGCGAACGUUGCUCAGAUCAAAGGGAAGAAUUAAGGGAACCCUUCUUGGGCGAAGUGAAGUCUUGGCCUCAUUAGACGCAGAUGCCUUCCUCAACGCAAUAACAAGGUUCUCACGACGCAGAGGUACACCAGAGCGUAUUAGGUCGGAUAAUGGGACAAACAUGGUACGGGCAGCCAAAGAGCUCAAACUGGCAGUGAAAAGUUAG